Branchiostoma floridae (Florida lancelet) is the source of this 2063-nucleotide messenger RNA. RefSeq lists its product as uncharacterized. NCBI's taxonomy places the organism in Eukaryota, Metazoa, Chordata, Leptocardii, Amphioxiformes, Branchiostomatidae. The transcript has 8 exons. The record is from RefSeq and is a predicted model, not a curated record. The coding region runs from base 1 to 1830 and encodes 609 amino acids.
AUGGAUGACACUUUGUCUUACUCAGGAGCCAUAUCUGACAUAGGUGACGUAGGAACAGGGAUACAGUCUUUCAACUACGUCACUGACUCCACCAACGUCAACAUCCUCAACGUGGGCGCCCACUCCGUGGUGCAUUAUGGGAUACCUGAAGAACAACCACCUGUCGAACACGAGGAUCCUAUCCCCGUUCUGUGCAUCGUGCACAAGCCGGUUGGUCCAAUCCUGUCCACCCGUAGAAGGUCACGUGAUCCGGACCCCAAGGCAGACUGUCGUCUAUUGGUCGGCGUCAAGCAUGACGUCAGCAGUAAUGAGCUCAUGGCCUUGUCCUUCAGCGAGAACCUGUCGAACGGCAUUGUGGGAACGGAUAUCAAUGACCCGUCGCGCCAGUAUCUUAUAGAUUUGACUUCCAUCAGUAACAUGUCUACUGAUGACCACUGCGACAGACCCUCCCGGUGUCUGUACUGCCCUUUAGUCCCUGACCCGUCACAAAUCACACUCACCAGAAACGUCUGCGGCUUCUGGCUACGAUUCUUCGGACCAGCCACCACCUUCGACGUAUCCUUGGGCCUCCGAGUCGCCAAACUUCGGAGCGACGACGACACGUUGCCGAAAACACCCGAACACACGACGACCGAUUCGGAGACCAUAGAACUCGUUGACGAAGUUACGAUCAGCAUCGAAACGUGCAGCGUGCGCAGGAGACGAAAAAACAACUCAGAAAGAGAAGUCAGGGACGAAGAUGGCGAAGUUCGGAAGGCUACAAGAUGGAAAGAUGUUUGGAUCCGUGGAUCGAAAGAGGUGACAGACAGCUCAGGUGACCUCGUUCCCAGAGUGAUGAAUCGGACAAAACGAACAGGCAGCCUCAAGACGAAAUCGUAUGGUCAGAUCUUGGGUCGUCUGGAAAUGUUGGGGGAAGAGGGGAACUGGGCAGAAUUUGACUAUUUCUCCGCUCAUCUGGUGAAAACAUACGAGCGGAAAGAUGUGGACUUGUACCUAGUGGUCGCGUUGGAGCAAGCCUUUGCGGAGUACUACAAGCGUAACCUCGGUGCAGCGGUGACCAUCACCAAAGGUGCACUGAAGACGCUGAAGAAGAGGCCAGCCGACAACACCAACAUGCUGGCCGGGCGCGCGUACUACCUGCUCUCCGCUAUCUACCAGGUAGCCCGGAAGUACGGAGUGGCCGAGAGGUGUAUGGAGCACGCACAGCAGGCUUUGUCAGACUUUGAGAUCGGCGAGGAUACAGGUAACGCCUGUUACAACAAAGGAUCCCUGUACACUGACAUCAUAGCGAACGAUAGCUGCCCUUCAGACAGGAUGUUCGAUGAGGUCCGAGAAAGCCUAGAGUUGGCGAUCUGCCAUUGGCGGAAGGACCCCUCGGGGUGCGUGGCCCACCAGAGGCGAGCUCACACGAAGUUGGCUUCGGCUCUCCUCGUCUGCGACACCCAGCAAGGUCGGGCACGAAACGUCAACCCGAGAAAUGUCGAGGCCGCCCGAAGGAGCAUCGAGACGGUUCGCAAGGAGUUGUGGCAGGGGAUGCCGAAGCGAGGGCGAUGUCGCUUUCUUCUGACCGAGUCGGAUCUGUACUACAGAGAAGAGGGCUUCACCCUCUCACAGGAGAAGGCCCACGAAGCGCGGAAUCUUGCUACGCAGUGCGGGUUCAAACUUGAAGCAGAAAUGGCGGAUCAGCGAUUGGUGCAUCUUGCCAGUUGCCAACGCUCACCAGUUCCGACACGUACCACAAGUCAGCUGCUGAACGGCGUCACACUGGCCGAUUCGACUAUGGGGUCAUCCAUGGCUUCUCGGGACUCUUCAUCUGAACAACUAGGAUAAGUUGAUGAACGCCAGGGUUUAUGAGGAACAGAAGAAUUGUACAUAUAAGCAUUAUAUAUAGAUGUAUUCCUUUUUAUGUAUGGGAGAGGCUACAUGUAAGAGAAGACAGGGUGCAUAUUACGACAGUAGUUCCAAUAGCCUGUCGCUAAAGCUCACGACCACAUAAAGAGAGGGGCUCACCCUUGCCACAAGCAAAUCGUCUUGUGCCUAUUUAUGGAAAACAGGGUACUUUU